Molecule: messenger RNA, 291 nt
Organism: Entamoeba invadens IP1
Lineage: Eukaryota; Evosea; Mastigamoebida; Endamoebidae
Product: actin, putative
Exons: 2
Coding region: 1-291 (96 amino acids)
Source: RefSeq, a predicted model, not a curated record
AUGCAAAAUCUGCUUCAUCAUCAAAACUUAAAAAAUCACAUUAUUUAUCAAAUGGUGAAAUGCUUAAAAGCAAACUUCCAGUCAUUAUUCAUUGGUGUGGAAGCAUCAGGUAUCCACGAGACAACUUACAACUCAAUUAUAAAAUGCAAUGUCGAUAUCAGAAAGGACUUGUACGGAAACAUCGUUUUGUCUGGUGGAACAUCAAUGUACUCAGGCAUCAACGACAGACAAGAAAAAAAGAAAGUUGCGAAUGAGAAACGUAUAGAUAUAGUCAAUAUGAUAUAUGCUUAA